GUUAAUUACUUGCUGGACUUUUCUGGUAAUUUCUUCUGCAUUUCUGCAUUGUAUUGCAUGAAUUGAUCUGUUGUUAUUGUUGCAGGGGCAUCAGAACGCAGCCGAGUCAACAUGCCGUGUGUUCAUUAUAAGUUUUUCAGUAAACUUACACACGACACGGUGAUCUUUGAUGGCCUUCACAUCACUCUCGGAGAUUUGAAACGCCAAAUCAUGAGACGAGAGAAACUGAAGCGCUGCGAUCUGAGCAUCACAAACGACCAAACCAACGAAGAAUACACUGAUGAUGCGGGCAUCAUCCCCAGUUACACCAUGGUGACCGUCAGACGAAUCCCUGGAACUGGGGUAAAAUCCACAUAUGACAGACAUGCCAAUAAGUGGUCUGAACCAUCAAGUGGAUCUUCAAAACACGUGAACAGGUCAUCGUUGUCACUGGAGCAGCUUUUCAAGACUGAGAAUCUGGCUGAGGCCAACGCAUCAGAGGAGGACAAAAUCAAAGCUGUCAUGUUCCAGUCCAGCCGCUGUUACUAUUCUACGAAGUGAGUAUAAUAACAUUCACAUCAUGAGCAGAAUUUUCAAGUGCACUCUAUCAUGACUCUCAUCGCUUACCAGUGAAGCGCUCAAGCUGGUUGGAGGCCUUCCACCAAACUAUGUGUGCCGUAUCUGUGGCAUCCCUGGGCAUCACAUCAGAAACUGCCCAAAGUCACGGGAUUCAACUUUUGUUGGGGGUAAGCGCAUUCGGAGAAGCGCAGGAAUUCCUGUCAGCUUCCUAAUGGAGGUGGAUGACCCCAACAUGAAGGGAGUGAUGCUGAGCAGCAGCGGAAAGCAUGUCAUUCCCAUUAUUAAUGCUGAGGAUUACGCAUCUCAGAAGAAAGACCGUCCACCUUUCUUACCCCAGAACGAGUCCUCGUCAUCGACCUCUUCUGAACCUCGGAGCUCUCGCACCAAUUUACCAUCUGGAAAGAGGCGACGGGACUUGAGCGAGAAUGAUGAUGAAGACAAUGGCUCCACACCUCUCCGCAAGAAAACCAAGUGAAAAACAUCCAGAGCGCUUCAUCAUCAUUUUGUAUAUAUUAUGUAAAUAUUAGGCCUAUGUAUAUAAUUAGAUAGCAUGGACUUAAUAAAGA
Molecule: messenger RNA, 1124 nt
Organism: Triplophysa rosa
Lineage: Eukaryota; Metazoa; Chordata; Actinopteri; Cypriniformes; Nemacheilidae
Product: E3 ubiquitin-protein ligase RBBP6-like
Exons: 7
Coding region: 112-540 (142 amino acids)
Biological process (GO): mRNA processing; protein ubiquitination; ubiquitin-dependent protein catabolic process
Cellular component (GO): nucleus
Molecular function (GO): zinc ion binding; ubiquitin protein ligase activity
Source: RefSeq, a predicted model, not a curated record